Molecule: messenger RNA, 1548 nt
Organism: Scomber scombrus (Atlantic mackerel)
Lineage: Eukaryota; Metazoa; Chordata; Actinopteri; Scombriformes; Scombridae
Gene: kpna7
Product: karyopherin alpha 7 (importin alpha 8)
Exons: 12
Coding region: 4-1548 (514 amino acids)
Biological process (GO): NLS-bearing protein import into nucleus
Cellular component (GO): cytoplasm; nucleus
Molecular function (GO): nuclear import signal receptor activity; protein binding
Source: RefSeq, a predicted model, not a curated record
ACCAUGCCGACCAAGAAUAUGACCGACGAGCGGCUCUCCAAGUUCAAAAACAAGGGCAAGGACCCGGCAAAACUAAGAGAAAAAAGGAUUUCGGUGUGCGUGGAGCUGCGCAAAGCUCACAAGAAUGAACAUUUCUUGAAGAGGAGAAAUAUAACUUUGUCGUCUCUCCCGGAUGAGGAGGCCCUCUCUCCUGAUCAUAUCUCUGACGAAAAGGGUCCUUCUUUAACCAUUGAAGACAUCAUUAAAGCAGUGAACGGCGACUGCAAGGAGAGUCAAACCCGAGGUUGUCAAGCUGCCAGGAAGCUGCUUUCCCAAGAGCGUAACCCUCCUCUGAAGGACAUCAUAGAUGCUGGUCUGCUGACCCGCUUUGUGUCCUUCCUGGGUAUGGAUGAUGAGCCAGCUCUUCAGUUUGAAGCAGCUUGGGCUCUUACAAACAUUGCCUCUGGAACGUCUUGGCAUACGCAACAGGUGGUGGAACAUGGGGCUGUACCCAUUUUCAUUUCCCUGCUGGCCUCUCCAUUGUUGCACAUAAGUGAACAGGCUGUCUGGGCUCUUGGGAACAUUGCAGGUGAUGGCCCGUCUUAUCGAGACAUCUUGAUUGACUGCAAUGUGAUCCCAGCCUUACUGGCCCGCAUCUCCCCAGAAACACCAGUUGGAUAUUUGCGUAACCUAACAUGGACCUUGUCCAAUUUGUGCCGAAACAAGAACCCCUUUCCACCCUUGUCUGCUGUCCAGCAGAUGCUUCCUUCUCUAAUCCAGUUCCUCCAUCUCAGUGAUAAGGACAUCUUGUCAGAUGCAUGCUGGGCAAUCUCCUACCUCACAGAUGGUGAUAAUGACCGUAUUGAUGUUGUGGUGAAAACUGGCAUCAUCCCUCAGCUGGUGGAGCUCAUGAGCCACAGUGAACUCAGUGUUAUGACACCAGCUCUUCGUGCCAUCGGGAACAUAGUGAGUGGGUCAGACUUGCAGACCCAGACAGCAAUUGAUGCUGGCAUUCUGAACAUCCUACCUCGCCUGAUGAAGCACCCAAAGUCCAGUGUGCAGAAGGAGGCAGCUUGGGCAUUGUCCAACAUCGCAGCAGGACCCUGUCAGCAAAUCCAACAGCUCAUCACCUGUGGCAUGCUCCCUCCUUUGGUAGAACUUCUCAGAAAUGGAGACUUCAAGACUCAAAGGGAGGCUGUGUGGGCAGUGACAAACUUCACCAGUGGGGGCACUGUGGAGCAGGUGGUCCAGCUGGUGCAGUGUGGUGCACUUGAGGCAAUCAUAAACCUGUUGCAAGUCAAAGAUGCUAAGGUCAUUCUUGUCAUACUGGAUGCCAUCAAUAAUAUCUUCAUGGCAGCAGAGAAGCUAGGUGAGACUGAGAAACUCAGCCUGCUGGUUGAAGAGCUGGGAGGACUGGACCGUAUUGAGAUGCUCCAGAACCACGACAAUGAGAUGGUGUACCAGGCAGCACAUAACGUCAUAGAAAAGUACUUUGCUGACGGGGAGAUUAAGGAACUGAAGGUUGACUCUACAGAAGAUGCAUUUGUAUUUCAGAGCCCUGGAUUUUAA